Cajanus cajan (pigeon pea) is the source of this 1882-nucleotide messenger RNA. Its product is annotated as alpha/beta-Hydrolases superfamily protein. The record is from RefSeq and is a predicted model, not a curated record. Lineage: Eukaryota; Viridiplantae; Streptophyta; Magnoliopsida; Fabales; Fabaceae. Gene Ontology annotation, biological process: lipid catabolic process.
GAAAUUUAUGAAAAUGCUAAUAACCUUUGGAAUUAUGGAACGUUGAUAUCUUAUUCUAAGUUCUAACUCUAAUUUUAUAAUUAGAAAGAGUAAUAAAUAGUUAUUUAAUAGCCUUAAAGAGUAAAGUUAUAAGUAGUGGGUAAAAAUGUGAGAAUCAAAGUCUGAGCUUGACGCGAAUCUUCGACUCCCUUCCCUUGGAUUAGAUUUGAAUGCACUUCACUAACGUAAACCCCAAUUAAGGUUUCACUCUGAAAAUCCCAUGUCAGCUUCAUGCGGGGUGGUGGAGUGCGUCCUCGUUCUGGGCUGCGCGCGCUGGCUCUGGAAGCGAUGCAGCUACGUCGGAAGCUACGACAGCGCCACGUGGCCCGCCGCCACCCCCGACGAGUUCGACUCCGUCCCCCGCCUCUGCCGCCUCAUCCUCGCCAUCUACGAGCCCGACCUCCGCAAGCCCAUCAACUACAGCCCAGCCCAAGGCCCAGAGCCCGAGUGGGUCAUCAAGCGCGUCAGCCACCAGGACACGCUGGGGCAGGCGCCGCCCUACCUGGUGUACGUGGACCACCGGCACAAGGAGAUCGUCCUGGGCGUCCGCGGGCUGAACCUGGCGAAGGAGAGCGACUACAAGGUGCUCCUGGACAACCGAUUGGGGCAGCAGAUGUUCGACGGCGGGUACGUCCAUCGCGGGCUGCUGAAAUCGGCAGUGUGGUUGCUGAAUAGGGAAUCGGAGACGCUUAAGCGGCUGUGGGUGGAGAAUGGGUGCCAGUAUGAUAUGGUGUUCGCUGGGCACUCUCUGGGUUCUGGCGUGGUCUCGCUUUUGACGAUAUUGGUUGUGAAUCGUAGAGAAAGCUUGGGGGGCAUUCCGAAGGAGAAGAUUCGAUGCUAUGCCAUUGCUCCUGCCAGGUGUAUGUCACUCAAUUUGGCUGUCAAGUACGCCAAUGUCAUUCAUUCUGUUGUUUUGCAGGACGAUUUCUUGCCUAGAACCCCUACACCCUUGGAAGAUAUUUUCAAAUCUAUUUUCUGCUUGCCCUGCUUAUUGUUCUUGGUUUGCCUGAGAGACACCUUCAUACCCGAGGGUAGAAAGCUUAGAGAUCCAAGGAGACUUUAUGCACCUGGACGAAUGUACCAUAUUGUCGAGAGAAAAUUUUGCAGAUGUGGGAGAUUUCCUCCUGAAGUGAGGACUGCUAUUCCUGUUGAUGGAAGAUUUGAGCAUAUUGUUUUGUCCUGCAAUGCAACAUCGGAUCAUGGAAUUAUUUGGAUUGAAAGGGAGGCUGAAAAAGCCUUACAAUUAAUGAAGGAAAAGAGCUCCGAAACAGUGACAGACCCUCCAACCGUACAAAAGUUUGAGAGGUUGAAGACCAUAGAGAAAGAACAUAAAGAUGCUUUGGAAAGAGCUGUUAGCUUGAAUGUACCUCAUGCAGUGGACAGUGCAGAGAAAGAAGCAUCGGAGGACAAUGAAGAUGAGGCAACCGGUAGUGAAAGCAAAAAUGUCUCAAGCACCCAAUCAAAUUCUAGUGGUGGAAAGUCAAAUUGGGAUGAGGUGGUUGAAAAACUCCUAAAGAAGAAAGAGACAGAAGAUCUAAACGUGGAAAGAGAUACGGAUGUCACACAAUGACAUCUUUCUCUAUGUUUUUAUUAGAUAUUCACACCCAUUCAUGUUUCUGGUUCUUUUGUUUAUUCUAGGUAUUCUUGAGUUUGUUGAUUCAUGAUGUAAAAAGAUAGUUACAAUUGCUUGGAACACCAGACUUAUAUACCAGAGGAAUUACAGUUGAUAAGACAAGAAGUGUUGUUGUGUUGGUCGUGAAAUUUUGUUGACCUUGUAGUAAAUACGGAUCAAUAAUAUUUUUUCACCAAUUAUGAAAUGGAAGCUAUUGAGUGUUGAAUGCAA